Molecule: messenger RNA, 2535 nt
Organism: Trichoplax adhaerens
Lineage: Eukaryota; Metazoa; Placozoa; Uniplacotomia; Trichoplacea; Trichoplacidae
Exons: 10
Coding region: 1-2535 (844 amino acids)
Source: RefSeq, a predicted model, not a curated record
AUGCCAAGGAUUAGGCCCAAUCGUUCGUCCACUUCUGAUCAGGCUAAUUUAGUCAUUGAUCAAGAAAUCUCGACGUUAUCCAUCAGUACAAAUGAAGUGGCUAUCGGUUCAAGUAUUAUUAUAUCAUGGGAUAUUAAAGGACCAUGUUUAGAAAAUGACUGGAUCGGCCUAUUCUAUUCUGAUGAUGACAACACAGAUAAUUCUAUCGCCUGCUUCCAUCGAUACAAAGACGUCUAUAGAAAAGGAAAAUACAGUUGGUUAGUUCGUGAAUUCGACAACGAGUUUGGUAAAGCUACAUCACAAUGUUGUUUUAGGUACUAUAAUAGUACAUCGCAGAUCCUACGAGCUGUUAGUCCUGUAUUUACAGUUUAUAAUCCAAAUGUUGAGAUACCUUUUAACCUACAAGAAGAAAUACUUCCCUGUUAUCGAAAUCGUAAAUUUGUUUUUGCAUUGUCUGAUAUCUGCGUCAAUGGCUUAAAAAGACGACUAUUUAGCAAACCUUCAACUAAUGUCGUUGUAGCAGUAAUGCCUCGAUGUCUCUUGCAUCAUAAGUCCAAUUCUAGUUUCAAACGAUCUACUUCUGUGCAAUCGAAAACAACCGAACCGUGCUGGAAUGGCGAAAUUUUUAGAUUUCAAGCGCGAGUUUUUGAUGUUCUACAAUUGGAGGUUCGUGACAGCGAAAAUCUUUAUAGGAGUAAAUUUGUUGGAAAGAUAGGCAUUCCCUUUAUCGAAAUAUUCAAAGCCAAUUUAACCAAGAGUGAGAUGUCGAACUAUACCUGUCGAUUAUGUGACAAAAGUGGUUCAAAGUACGUCAAUGGUUGGAUAUCUUUCGUUUUAACUCAAAUUCCAGUAGAUGGCUCAGGAUUGACAAUCUCUUUAUCCAUGUCCGGAUUAAGUAAUGUAUCUGCAGAAACCAAUGGUCAAAUUAACAUAUCUCGUAAUAGAGAGGGUAGGUCAUUUCAGAAGAUAUUACUCAAUGAAGAUUGGUUUCAUCGGCUGAGUGAUAAUGUCGAAGACGAUAUCCAAUCUCAGAAUGGUACAGAGGUGGAAGUAAUUCAUAAUUUAGAUGAAAUGGAAGAUGAUACUAGGUUUCCUCAAUCAAUACGACAACACGAUAAUGCAGCUAUUUUAGGCAAUCACACACAUAAUGAAAAUGGUCAUUCUUCUCGACAUGGGCACAAUGAUUGCGAACCUGAGUUGGCCGUCGAAGACUCACUCGCGGCAGGACAUAUUAUUAACUCUUCUGGUGAAGAUGAAUCAAGCAGUGUUAUCAUCAAUGACACACGUGAAAACUUUGAAAUUGAAUUAGCACAAACAUCUAACUUAACCCAUGAAUCGAAUGGGUUAUCGCAUGAUAGUUAUAAUCUAACAUGCAUAGAGCGCACAGAAGGCAUAAUUAAUAUAUAUCGUGCUAGUGUUGAAAUUAACGGUCAAGCCAGUAAUUCCGAUUUAACUGAAACCGAUUUAGAAGCUUCUGCAGAAGUACAAACUGCGAAAGUCCAUCAAGAUCUGACUACCACUGGAGCGUGCUAUACGCCUGCUGCUAACGUGACAUUAGAUGAUGCUAAUCAUGUACAUAGUCCUAAUAAUGAUGUAAUUGAUAGUAAUUAUGAUAACCAUUAUCCUAUUGAAAGAUCACAAGUUAAUUCAAUUAAUGAACAUAAUCAAAAUCAUAUCGACCUACCAACUAUGAAUGUGAAUCCUGAUACUGUCAUUAACACAUCUAAUCAAACUCACUCAUCGUAUGAAUCGACCAGCGCCAGUAGUACUAAUACGUCUGAAACUUGUCAUCAAUCAGAUCUAUUAGAACCGUUAAAUGAUAAUAAAAUUACAUCGACCGACGAGAUAAAUAGAAAUCGUCACGAUAAGGUUGGAACAUCCAUAAAUUCUACUGAACAUGAAUUUCGAGUAAAUACUGAUCAUAAUGAUGUAAAUAAUACACCACCUUCUACAAAUAGCAAUCGUCAAUGGAUAGAUAUAGAUAUUGAAGCAAACAAUGUAUGCGAUUCAACACAAUUAUUAUCACAGGAUAAUUCCAAUGAGCCUGGUUUAACUUUUGAGUCUACUAUUGCGAGAAUGGAUAGUCACUCGUCUUCAUUGCAAGAUUGUCAACGUAGAGGUGAACCUUUCAUAUCUAAUGCCAUUAAUAAUGAAGUAACAGCUAUGGUUCAUGAUGAAAAUAGCAAUCACAGCCACGUGAUACAAUGCGAAUAUCACAAUCACCAAAUAAGUAACGAAAAUAUUGACGCACAGAAUAUUAUACCAACAUCAGACUGUAGUCAAGAAUUGGGUAAAGCUGACCUCAGAAGCAAUUAUGGAGUUACUGCGACAAAUCCUGAUACCGUAGCGAUAUCGUCGCAUCCAAUCGACAACUCGCAAUUAAUGGAGGGUAAUAUGCUAUAUAAUAGUGAAAUAAUUCCUUCUGAAAAUCAAAAUUUUAGCGUUGUGGACCAGUCUUUAUUGAACUCUCAACUUACAGUAACCAACGAUAAUAAUACUCAAGAUGAUGAACAUAGCCGUCAACUUGGUAAAUGA